CGAUAUAAAAAUAGGUCUAGUUUCAUCUAUUUUCAUAAUAUGUACACUUUAACGUGACUCACACUGUAUAUUCAUUUCAGAACCAAAUAAUUCGUUAUGGGCCUCUGACGACUGUAGUGUUUGGUCAACUUAUUCAAAUAUCAGUUAUGUUUGAGAUGUUAGGUGCUGAGACGGAGAAGCUAAAGGAUUCAGCUUACUUCGUGCCAUGGGAGUGCAUGAACAUCAGCAACCGGCGCACCGCUCAUAUCAUGCUGCACAAGAUGCAGGACAAAAUCAGCAUCAAAGCGUUGGGUCUGGCUGCGGUCGGAGUUAAUACUAUGAUGGGGAUUUUGAAGACCACGUUUUCGUACUAUGCAUUCCUACAAACAAUGAAUGAUUAAUUUUUUUGAGUUAUCCAGUAAAUAUUAUAAAAAAUAUAUUACAGUAAAUUAUUCAACACGCUAUAGGCACUACGCACCAUGUUAUAUUUAUAAGUUCACUCACUACUUAUUGCAUGUUAUGUUUAAUCACCAAGUGUAAUUAAAUUGUCUAAUUGUAAUUAAAAAUGAAAGUAUCAAACGUAGAAAACUCAAAAGACUUGCACAAUGAACUAACUGUAUUUACCUUAUAC
This is a messenger RNA of Ostrinia furnacalis (Asian corn borer), 610 nucleotides long. RefSeq lists its product as uncharacterized. Gene Ontology annotation, cellular component: membrane. NCBI's taxonomy places the organism in Eukaryota, Metazoa, Arthropoda, Insecta, Lepidoptera, Crambidae. Bases 147 to 380 code for a protein of 77 amino acids. Gene Ontology annotation, molecular function: olfactory receptor activity; odorant binding. Gene Ontology annotation, biological process: sensory perception of smell. The record is from RefSeq and is a predicted model, not a curated record. The transcript has 3 exons.